AUUUUGUGUUCAUGCUACUUCUGACAGUGACAGCUCGAGCUGCCGAUCACCUGCUCUGUAAGUGAUUUGAGAUACAGAGAAAGGAUGGCACCAAAGAGAAGUGCUGCCUCUUCCACCAAAGUCACUGAAGCAGGUGGAAAUAAGGUGAAGCAAGAGCCACAUCAAAGUAAGGCUGAUGAGCAAUGCUUGCUGUCAGAACAGCAUUCAGGAGAGGUGUAUGAAGAUUAUGACUGUAUGCUGAAUCAGACCAACAUUGAAAAAAACAGGAAUAAGUUUUAUGUCAUUCAAGUGUUGAAUAAAGGUGCCUGUUACUACUGCUKGACCAAAUGGGGGAGAGUGGGGGAAACAGGCCAGUCAAAACUAUCAGACCCUUAUGUCAGCCCAGACAAAGCCAUCAAAGACUUUGAGAAGAUGUUCAAAGAGAAGACGGAGAACAGCUGGAAGGAGCGAGACAACUUUGUGUCUCGCCCGGGGAAGUACACCCUGAUAGAGGUGGAUGGAGGACAGGAUGCAGAGGUCAARGUGGACAAUGUUGAUGGGAAGAUUGUCAAGGGGCCCCAAAACAUUCUGCCUUGCACCCUGAAUAACCCCACACAGAAGCUCAUCCAUCUCAUUUUUAGCAACGACAUGUUCCAAAAGUCCAUGGAGUGCAUGACCCUGGUUGUUGGACCACCAGACAUAAAGAAGAUACCCCUGGGGAAGCUGAGCAAGCUGCAGAUCGACAAGGGCUUUAAAGUGCUGGAGGAGAUUGAGGGAGCUAUGAACGCCAGCCAGACCAGCAGGACCAAACUGGAGGAGCUCUCCUCCAAGUUCUUCACCACCAUCCCACACAACUUUCAACGCGAUAGGCCCCCGGUCAUCGACAGCUCUGAGAUCAUAGAGAAGAAGAAGGAGAUGCUUCUGGUGCUGGCUGAUAUAGAGAUACCCCAGAACCUGAAGGCUGAGACUGAGAAGACCCAGGAGCUGAUGGAGGUGGAGAAAGUACCUCAUUCACUGGACCAGAAAUAUCUGUCUCUCAACUGCAAACUCUGUCUACUAGAAAGAAAAACACAGGAAUUCAAGGUAAUUGAGAAAUACCUGAAGGCCACUGCAGAUAGCCACAGCCAGCCAAAGAUUAUAGAUAUCUGGGAGGUAGAGAGUGAGACUGAGGCGGAGCGGUUCAGGGAGAAUGACAACCUGGAGAACCGGCGUCUGCUGUGGCACGGCACCAACGUGGCAAUGGUUGCGGUCAUCUUGAACGGUGGCCUAUAUAGUCACUUCAUGCCCCAGUCAGAUGCCCCUGCCUACGCAGCCCCCUACUUUGCUUCGGAGAUCAGCAACUCUGCUAAUUACGUGCAUACAUCUGAAGGCAUCGUGGUGAUGUUUCUGAAUGAGGUGGUGCUAGGGAAGGAGCACACCAUCACGAAGGAUGACAGCUCCCUGAGGAAGGCUCCUGAUGGCUACGACAGCGUGGUGGCUAGAGGACAGCUGGAACCAGACCCGUCCAAGGACAUCUUCCUGACUCUGGAUGGUAAGCAGGUGGCUGUGCCUCAGGGUAAACCCACCAAGCAGCCCCAGUACAAGGACAGCUACUUCCGCAACAGCAAGUACCUAGUCUACAAGGAGAACCAGUGUCGCAUCCGCUACCUGCUGGAGCUCAAGUUUUAACUGGAGACAAGGAGAGAGGAGGCACCUAUGCAUUUUAGGAGAUGGUAUUAUUCAAGUAAUUAAGGUUUCUGUUAUUAAUAGACACCUCUGUCACUGUGUGCAAUUUCCAACCAAAGUUCCCUAUAAUAUCAUAUAUAUACUCUGUGCCUUGUCCUUUAUAGUAUCCUAACAGGCUUUGAGUGUACAGUCUUUCAUGGUCUAUUGCAGUGGUUCCCAAACUUUUAAUUGUCCCGUACCCCUUCAAACAUUUAACCUCCAGCUGCGUACCCCCUCUAGC
This is a messenger RNA of Salvelinus sp. IW2-2015, 1924 nucleotides long. RefSeq names its product protein mono-ADP-ribosyltransferase PARP3-like. Gene Ontology annotation, cellular component: site of double-strand break; nucleolus. The record is from RefSeq and is a predicted model, not a curated record. Gene Ontology annotation, biological process: protein poly-ADP-ribosylation; double-strand break repair. Lineage: Eukaryota; Metazoa; Chordata; Actinopteri; Salmoniformes; Salmonidae. Gene Ontology annotation, molecular function: NAD+-protein mono-ADP-ribosyltransferase activity; NAD+ poly-ADP-ribosyltransferase activity.